Pocillopora verrucosa is the source of this 2972-nucleotide messenger RNA. Its product is annotated as ankyrin repeat and LEM domain-containing protein 2. Gene Ontology annotation, molecular function: protein phosphatase 2A binding. NCBI's taxonomy places the organism in Eukaryota, Metazoa, Cnidaria, Anthozoa, Scleractinia, Pocilloporidae. The record is from RefSeq and is a predicted model, not a curated record. Gene Ontology annotation, cellular component: endoplasmic reticulum. Gene Ontology annotation, biological process: negative regulation of phosphorylation.
AUGGCGGGAAAAGCUGUGGAAGAUCUCUCUGAUGUGGAGUUGAUGAAUGAAUUGAAGUCCUUGGGUUUAACACCUGGACCUAUUACUCCAAACACUAGACGACUAUUUGAAAAAAAGCUAUCCAGAGCUCUGGGUUGUGACAAUGUCGAUAGCAGUCUCGAAAACAAGGAGGUUGGGUCGAACUUUGAAGUCAGUGAGAGUCAAAUUGCAGAAAGUGAUGAUCGGACGCACAACGCUCCAAGUGUAACAGAGAGCCCAGCGAUCUUUUAUGGGGUUUGUUUCAAUAUGGAUUCUUCUUUAUCUGAAAGUACAUCGCCAGCCAUUCCAGCUGUUUUUACGAGUAAAGACGAGGCACUGAAGAUGGUCAAGAAAGUAAAAGGUUCUCGUUUUAAAAGCUUUAAAAGUAAACAGGAGGCCGAAUUGUUCUCCCGAUCGCACUUUAAAGAUCAAGAGAUAUCUUCAGGUGCAACGUAUACUUCAUCUGUUCCUAGAGAUCCUGUGAGCAUUUUCAAAACUCCAACACCGCAAGAAAUAGUCAAAUUUCGUGCUGUCAUCGAACGAGGCUCGAGUGAAGAAUUUCAAGAAAAAGUUAUGACUAAUCCCAGAUAUCUUAUUGGACCAGGUGACACUCCAGUGAUUUUACAAGAAGGAUUCCGUUAUAAUGCUCUUCAUGUAGCAGUGAAAAAUAACAGAAAAGAGAUGUGUCAGUCUAUUGUUAAAACUUUAGAGAGUGAAUCGUUCUUGGAUGUGCUAUUGAACCAUGAGAUAAAGACAGCCAAGAACAGCAAAAGGAGAGAAUUUUUUGUGGACAUGUACUUAAACACACCAGACAAAGGGAACUUGGAAACACCAUUACAUUUUGCCAGCAAGUUUGGUUUUCCUGACAUUGUUGAAUAUCUUGUUUCUCAUCCUCUAACAAACAUCCAACAAAAAAACAAAUAUGGUGAAACUCCAGCUGAGGUGAUUUGCUCAAGGUGUUCAAAUGCAAGUCCUGAUUUGAAAAAUCAGAUGAAAAGCUUCCUUGAAGACAAUUUCUAUGUGCCAUUGUUGGGUUCAAUGGAUAAUUCAACUUCUUCCUGGAUUGAGGAGCCUUGGUCACCAGAGAUCACAGGUGAUAAAGUGAACAAUGAAGGGGCACAGCCAGGAAGCCCCCUUAAAAACUGGAAACACAGGAACAGCCCUGGAGAGUUACCAGUUACAGUGAGGGCAUAUGCUGGACCAAUGUCCCCAUCAAAGGCUGCAGAGUUCUACCGUACUUGGAAAACUCCACCAAAGAAGGAGAAGUGGAACAGCUACAUUCAGAUAAAGAGGAAAGAUGACAGUCGUGGUGCAGAAAGAAUUGGAAGAGCACUUGCUCAUUGCGAGAGUGUACCUUGGACAGAAUAUUGGGCAUUUCUUGGCUGUUAUGCUGACUUGGCAAGUCCUCAGGGUCUGACAAAACUUGAAGAUUAUCUGGCCAACAGGAAGGAGAGGAUUGUUUUAAGCAGAUUAUCUGUUACACCUCAGAGAGUCAGAACUGUUAAGAAUGUAUGCAGAGAGUUAAAAACUCCAGAGUCAAGACAAAGUAGUGUUCUUUUGUCUGACAGUGGUUUGGAACAUCAAACAGCCUUUGCAAAUGAUGUUGACUGUUGUACUGAAAAGAACUUGUUGGAUUGCUGUGACAGUUCUCCCUUGUUGUCCAGGAAAGAAAUUUUCCCAGAGUCAGAGAUGGAACCAGAAAAAUUAAAUUUUGAGCUGGAGGAUGUUACAGUGGAAAGCAAACCAGACAAUUCUAAAGAACAGCAUAUUGUGGAGAAAUUUUCAAGUGGAAAGGAUGGGAAUGGUUCUAUCUCGAGGUCGUCUCCACAAGAAAUCAUGAAAGAUAAGCGUUAUAAGCCAACAACGGAAAUGUUGGGAAAAGACUUAGAAACACUUUGUCUUCAUCAAGAAGAAGUUAAGACAAAGCUGCCUACAUCCAAUAGUUCAUUUGCAGAAAAUUCAGAUAAAGAUUUCUUAGACAGAAGCCAUUCUACUCAGUUGAGUGACCAAAAAGAUGAAAGAGACAUUGCAGAGGACAUUGUGUGCAAGAAAAAGCUGGUAUACAGUCUACAAGAACAAGAAACUGGCAAUUAUGGUGAAGUCUUGAAGAGCAGAAAUGCGGAUGUUUCUGAUACUGAGCAAACAGGCAAGAAAAGUCGAGUCAUGCCAACAAAACACAAAAUGGAAAUUCCCAAGGAUUUUAAUUCAACUGAUUUGGAGUCAUCAGUAGUGAAUGGGUCUCCAAUUGAAGUGUUUGAGAACAUAACGUGUGAAGAUCAAAGAUUAAGAAAUGAUGAUUCUAGAGUGUCUAGUGUUCUGGAGCAGAACUGUUUUAAAGUGCCAGGGGGAAGAAAUGUGGAGCAUGCAAAGUCAGAGAGAUCUGGCAAUGUGGUUGGUUCAGGAAAUAAGAGCCUCAGCAUUUUCAUCCAGGGUUUGCAGCCAAGUAAACUUGACCUUGAUGUGUUAAUUGCCAUUGGUCAGACCACAAUUGAUCCUGCAAAAUAUCCUCAUAUCAAAGAAUGGAAGAAACUGGUUAUGUCUUAUUCUGAGGCAACACAAGAAAGCUGGCCAAGCCCAGGAUCACCUAGAUAUCACACAAGACACAAAUCUCUCAUGUUGAGCUGCUAAUAAAGCUGAAUUUGAAUCAAUUUUAACUGAUAUAGGUCAUUUGAAAUUGUGGCUUUUCAACUGGUGUUUCAUGGUUCAAUUUACUUUGUGUUUACCAUUCUGUUUGAUGUAAAUUGGCCCCUAACUUGGUGAACAGGGCAUAAAAUUUUCGUUCUUACCAAAAUGAUAUAUUUAAUAAAAAAAAUUGUUGGUUUUUUUCAUAUUAUGGUUUUGUUAAUGUUUACAUAGGGAUUGCAGUUCAUAAACCCAUGUUUUAAAACAGCAACUCUCAUUUUGUGAAUUAUAUCGCGCAGUAUGUAUUUACACCAGAACCCGUGAUUGAGAAA